GGUAACGCUGUCAAAUUUGGCGAUUGUCAUUUGCGUCAAAAGAAAAAGAUUUCGAAGAGAGCACUGCGGCAGUGCAAUAGUGAGACAAACAUGGCUGCAGAAAAUCAAAACAUCCUUUAUGCUCCGUCAGAUUUUGCUAUAAAAAUCCAAAAAUGGAAAGUACGGGAAGGUUAUCCGGUUACAGGAGGUAGUAUUAUUUUAUUUUACGAAUGUUUCGAUGCUUCCGACAAAGACACUAAGCGAUUAAAAGCUACCAAAGCGGGCGUUGUAAAAAAGCGCCUCGCCAGAGAAGGUGAAAUUGUUGAUAAAGGUAAACCAAUACUAGAACUCGAACAAUGUACUCACACCACUGUGAUCAAGGAUAUGUGUGCAGAUUGUGGUGCAGAUUUACGCCAAGAGGACCAAGGAGGCACAUCUGUAGCAUCAGUUCCAAUGAUUCACUCUGUGCCAGAAUUAAAAGUAACCGAAACAUUGGCAAAGAAACUAGGACAAGCGGAUACGGAACGAUUGCUACAAGAUAGGAAACUUGUUCUCUUAGUAGAUCUGGAUCAAACGUUAAUUCAUACAACCAAUGAUAAUGUACCGAACAAUUUGAAGGAUGUCUACCACUUUCAACUGUACGGACCCAAUUCGCCUUGGUAUCACACUAGACUCAGACCGGGUGCUUUAAAAUUUCUGGCAGAAAUGAAUCCAUACUACGAGUUGCAUAUCUGCACGUUUGGAGCACGAAAUUAUGCCCACAUGAUAGCGCAAUUUUUGGAUGAGGAUCGCAAACUAUUCUCUCAUCGAAUACUUUCACGAGAUGAGUGCUUCAAUGCGACAAGCAAAACAGAUAAUUUAAAAGCUCUUUUCCCAUGUGGUGAUUCUAUGGUUUGCAUAAUUGACGAUCGAGAGGAUGUUUGGAACAUGGCUGCUAAUCUUAUUCAGGUAAAGCCAUAUCACUUUUUCCAGCACACGGGAGACAUCAAUGCACCCCCUGGUAUGACGAAGAACGAGCUCGACGGCAAGGGAGUUGAUUUCAAAGACUUGAUUGGCCAGUUUUCGAAAGAUAAGAAGGAAAGCGACAAAGAUAGCCGACCUCCCACUCCAAAGAUCGAAACUGAUGACAUGAGAACAGAAGAAGAUGCUACGUCAUCGGAGGUUCAAUUGCCCGCUACUGAGGGACCCCCGCCUGGAAAUAGCAAAGAAAAGCCACCUGAAAGUGCAUCGUCCGCUAACGAAAAUAACACCGAUUCAAACACAGCGCAAGAAGAAAUGGACAGCAAAAAAAUUCGAAUCGACAAAGAUAACAAAUUGAUCAAAAUAGAAGAUCCAGAUGACUAUUUGCUGUAUUUAGAACACAUCCUACUGAAGAUUCAUCAAACUUUCUAUGAUGCAUACGACAAAACGAAAAAGAUCUCGGAUUUGAAGCAACUCAUUCCACAAGUGAAAUCGCAAGUAUUAGUGGGGUGUAAGCUGGUGUUUUCUGGACUAGUACCUAACAGCAUGAAACUACAACAAAGUAAGGCCUAUCAAAUAGCACGCAGUUUAGGAGCAGUAGUUACACAGGAUAUGCAGUCAGACACAACACACCUGGUAGCAGUCACCUUCGGCACUUCUAAGGUGCACAAUGCCCGUAAGAACCCCAAAAUUAAAAUCGUUGUUCCAGAAUGGCUCUGGACCUGUGCCGAACGAUGGGAACACGUCGAGGAACGGCUAUAUCCUUUGCGAACGUCUAAACCGUCCAAAAUGCGACAACCACCACCGCAUUGCCACAGUCCAGAACACGUUGUGAGUUAUGGCGACAGUCGAUCUGGUGGUGGUCCGUCAGGAAAACCUUCCCAGCCUCUCAAGUUCAUCGAUACUAUCAACCCGCUACUGAGUUUUUCCAACGAUGAUCUUAACGCUAUGAAUGAUGAUUUUGAUGAAUUUUUCGAGUCAGACGAUAGUACCAGUGAUGACGAGCCGGUUGAUAUUGAGAACCCACCUAUGAACAAAACGCUUCGAAAGCGAAAGCGAAAAGAAGAAAAAGAAAACCGGCACAACAUAUUCCAGCAGCGGUUAAAUGCUGAUGAAGGAGCUGAAUGCAUUAGAACUUUAAUAAGAUAUGAUGAAGAUAAUGAUAAUAGCCAAACAAAUUUGAGCUCAGAUGACGAUGAAAGUCCCAGUGCGAAGUUUCGAAGGGGCGGUGAUCUUCCUUCGGACUUAGACAUGGGCUCCAACAGUGAAGGUAGUGAUGAUCCUAUAGAUGAUGUCGACGAUGGUGACUGGAAUAUGAUGGGGGCUGCCCUUGAGCGUGAAUUUCUAGGUUUAGACGAGUAAGAUGUACUGUAAUGCUGAGUCCACAGGAGUAGUACAAAGUAAUAUGAACAGUGACCUCUCUUAACGAUUUCUUUGUAUUGUUUAUCUGUUUGAAACGUUCUCUUGUUACAAAACAUAGUUGUAUAAAGUGAUCCAAUUGAAACUAUUGCGAUGUAUAAUUCUUCACAAAUUAACAUUAAACUAAAAUCAAAUAUGCCAAGCCAA
This is a messenger RNA of Wyeomyia smithii (pitcher-plant mosquito), 2505 nucleotides long. RefSeq names its product RNA polymerase II subunit A C-terminal domain phosphatase (gene Fcp1). The record is from RefSeq and is a predicted model, not a curated record. Bases 91 to 2301 code for a protein of 736 amino acids. Gene Ontology annotation, cellular component: nucleus. The transcript has 7 exons. Gene Ontology annotation, molecular function: RNA polymerase II CTD heptapeptide repeat phosphatase activity. Lineage: Eukaryota; Metazoa; Arthropoda; Insecta; Diptera; Culicidae.